AUGGCCAACAGGCAGAACUUAAACCGAACAAGCAGGGACAAAACAGAACCACAAGAUAAUCAUAUGUCAACCUUAUACGCAGUUGUGGCCUCUGUUCCUGUACAUUCCUUUCGGAAAUACUUUGCUUUUAGAUUUGGCCAAUCAACUAGUCACAUUUUGAAAACUGUGAGCCUUGGGGCCUACGUUGAGGAGAGAGUUCCAAGUUUGAAGCUUUUCAUGGGGAAAGGAUGCAGAAAUGAAGAGCCUAAUAUACCAUCGUUGGUAGCUCUUUCAAGUGCCAUGCUAUUACUUCAAAGGUAUGAGUUCAAGAAAAAUCAUGGUGAAUGGGUCAGUAGUGUCAAACCUGAUUUAGGUCCAGGGAUAUCAGAACGGGUGUGGGAAGCUCUUGCAGCUACAGAUGAAAAUAUAGAAGUCUGCCAAAGAGUGUUGACUGAAUUACGGGCUGCUCUGGCUUCUCUGGUUGGGGAUCUGGGCAUCCUUGCAAUCCCUACAGUUCCUGGGCCUCCUCCAAAACUUCAAACAGAGGCUUCUACCCUGGAAACUUUUUGUGUCAGAGCUUUUAGCUUGUUGUCCAUUGCUGGAGUAUCUGGAUUUUGCCAGUUGAGCAUACCUCUUGGGAUGUAUGAUAAUCUUCCGGUGGCAGUGUCUUUGCUAGCAAAACAUGGCUCAGAUGCAUUCCUGCUGAAUGUUGUUGAGAUCCUUUAUGACACUCUCAAGGAGCAGGUUGAAAUUGCAGAAAAUUUGGGUUACUAA
Messenger RNA from Ilex paraguariensis (yerba mate), 753 nucleotides. Lineage: Eukaryota; Viridiplantae; Streptophyta; Magnoliopsida; Aquifoliales; Aquifoliaceae. The record is from the annotation of a GenBank genome assembly.